Messenger RNA from Somion occarium, 3527 nucleotides. The record is from the annotation of a GenBank genome assembly. Lineage: Eukaryota; Fungi; Basidiomycota; Agaricomycetes; Polyporales; Cerrenaceae.
AAAGAAAUGAGCGCCUUGAUUUUCACCAUCCGCCACAACACAAUGCCGGAGAGGUUACUGUCAAUAUCAUGCAGAGGUACGGUGAAGGCGUAGUCGGGGUUGUGUACGUUGACGGCUUGGUUGACAGUGUAUAUACAGUGUGUCUACCUUCUUCUGUGGGAAAGUGACUCGGUCCUGUCGGAGUCUGCCAUGGAUUCUGUACAUAUGUGACAGUAUACAGAAGUUCAGGUGAUAGCCCCACCACCCAGAGCAUUAUUCCAGUUGGAUCCACUGAUGUCAUGGCUGUUGACUCAAAAGUCGAGCAGCUUGAUAUACCCGCAUACUCAACUGACCACAACCACAAAUGUAUUCCUCAUCCUCGAACCAGACCUCUCUCCCAUACUAUCUUUCCACUCCCCCCAUGGACCCCGGCUACGCAGAUACACGAGGUUCAUUCCCUUCUGACGAUGACGGCGACCCUGCUUCGUCUUCAAAGACAAAGCGGGGCAGUAGAGCCUGCGAUAGGUGUCGCAAAAUCAAGAGCAAAUGUGAGCCCACAGACGGCGAAAGAUGUAGAAAUUGCCUCGUAGCAGGCACCGAUUGUACAUACCAAGGGCCAAGCUUCAAGCGUGGUCCUCCAAAAGGCUACAUUCACGCUAUCGAGCAACGGUGGCAUCAAGUAGAAUGCAUACUUGGCACUAUCAUGGCCAGUCCCCGAGCACAAGGCAUAAUCAACGACCUUCGACAAGAUGCAUUUGCACGCGACGUUCUUGACAGAGUCGAGGCGGGCCCCUAUGGACCCACGGGACGAUCCAGACAACAAGGUACCACGACCCGUGAAGGAUUCUACGAUGCUAUCAUGGGGUCAGAUGCUGCUCAAAGAUCGGUCGGUGAUGACCGCCGUUCAAGAAGACAAUCGCGUUUAACGCGUGAAAUCGUUUCAACGCAAGAACAUGCACAAGCUGUGCCAACACCAGAGUGGCAAAAUCAGUUGUACCAGCUGCUUGUACAGGGACAGUCUACCUCUGAAGUGCCGUCUCCGUAUCGUUCUUCUCUAUCUCCACCAAUGGUAGAUUCUACCCUUAGUUCCACCGGAGGGGCACCUCCGAGACAACGGCUCCGGAUGGGUGAACCUCCGCCUGGGCAUGAUUAUGAAAUGCAACAUCGCCACGAAGUACAUCCCAGAGGCACCAUAUAUCCUGAGGAUCUUCAGCACGCUGUCGAUGCGCUCGGGCAUCUGUCGGUCAACGAGAAUCAAGAUAUUCGUUAUCACGACAAAUCUGCCGGCCUUCAUUUGCUCGCCAAGAGUGAUCGUAAUGACGACUCGCAUACGAAUGAAAAUGGAAUUUGGAAAUUUUCGAGAGCCGGUUCUUCGACUAGUUCCUCUGCGAAAUCAGCCGUGUCUGAAGACCAUAUCAUCUUACCCGAAGUUUACAUUCAAGACCAUCUCAUCCUCCUCUACUUCACUUAUGUGCACGUGUUCUUCCCGGUUAUCCACAAAAAGCAGUUCCUAUCAAUUUACGAUGCACACAGUAAAUAUAACGCUGAUAUGGCAGGGGAAGGACAAUUGCUUGGUGCUGAUCCCUUCGUUCAGGGCAAUUCCAUUCAAGGUGUCUCGAAGCUUCUGCUUCUCGCAAUGUUUGCAUUCGCGGCCAGAUAUGACAUGACAUUGCCUGAAUCGGGUUCUAGAGAGGGAAGAAUAUCCAAGGCGGGACAUCAUUAUGCAGCCGAGGCACGAAAGGUUUUGAAUGAGGUCUAUCAACAUAGCCGACCGUCAACUUGCCAAGCUCUGCUACUUAUGGGCAUCAGGGAGUUUGGUAUCGGGUCAAUGGAGCAGGGAUGGCUUUUCAUCGGUAUGGCAUGUCGUAUGGCCAUUGACCUCGGAAUGAACCAUGACGCGGAUCACUGGAAGGAUGCGAAGGGCAACUACUUAUUUUCCGUCGAGGACAGACAAGCCAGGAAGCAGAUUUGGUGGUCAUGUUGUAUUGCGGAUAAACUUUCAGCUGUUUGGUUGGGACGUCCUGUCAACUUCCGCGACGGAGACUUCAGUGUCGCUUUUCCUGAACUUGACUACAUGGAGGAAGAAGAGAAAUGGAUUCCCUAUCCUCCAGACGUGUUAGGCUACGAUUACACCCCUGAACCAGCCAAGGUUGUGAGCUGCUUCCGUGAGCAGGCCAAAUUAUCGUUUAUCAUCAGUCAAAUCAUGGCUGAAAUCUAUCCGGUGAAGCAGACCGGUGGUGAAAACCUGAGGAGGUCCUCAUUAGAUAAACUUGAAACUAGGCUGCAUCAAUGGCUGUUCCAGUUACCUGAACAUUUGGCGUAUUGCGAGACUAGCAAACGUGUGACACCUUUGCCCCAUAUCUUGGCUUUGCACAUUGAGUAUCAGUCUGCUCUGUUGCUGCUGCAUCGGGCUUUCAUUCCAAGCUGGGACGAUCGGGAUGCAUUCUCGGAUUCUCACCGAGCCGGAGAUCCACUGGCGCUCAAGGCUUUCGAUAAAUGUCAAGGCGCGGCUGCACAUAUUUCCUCAAUGGUUACGAUGUAUAACCAUAAGUAUGGGCUAAGUCGGUGUCCACCAUUGUUGUCGGUAUACCUCCAAAGCGCCGGAAUUAUGCACGUUGUGACGCUGAACCUUCGCCCCGGGAAUACUCAGGCGUCUGUCGGCCUCAUUCAAUGCAUCGAUGCUGCUCGCGCUAUGGAGGAAACAUGGCCGUGCGCGAUCCAAAUUCGACGACUGCUACAAGGUGCCAAAGUCUACCUUGACCCAAUCCUGGCCAGUUCGGAUAUCAAUCAAAGCGAGCGACCAAAACGCGAUAUCGAUCAAGCCCUCAGCGAAGAAAGGACAUCCGAGUUACUUCAACGCUCAGUGUUCGGAGAUCCCCAAACAAUGCGGCAUCCGUCAUACUCAGCGCAAGCUGAGCAACGCGAUGACGAAGGCGCUCGUAUGAUGGCGCACACCCUUGGUAUACCGCUUCCGGGAGUUCAACCUUCCACUUCGUAUUACCCCGGAUAUGAAUGGUGGCCUCCGUCUGUGAUGGGUGGACAGCAGUAUAUGUCCUAUGGACCUGCCAGUGCGCGAUACUCCCAACCGAGCCCUCAGCCGCCGCAAAUGAGCAGUAUGCAUGCUCCGCAGGGACCAUUCACGUUUGAUAAUGAUCAACUUUCAUCCGAGUUCUUGCAAGGUUCAUCCUCUACAUCGAGUCCGAGAAUGGGCUAUGGGCAAUAUGGAGGUCCUGGACCUUCGCAUCAUGGGCGCUAGUUACAUCCGAAUCUCGACAAUCCGAAAUCUUUCUGGAGUUUGUCCGUCCACGUUGCGGAGGUUACUCAGGAUUUCACAUCUAUGUAUGGCUCUAUAUAUUACGGUGGGGGGGUUUAUGUGAUACGUAUAGACUUUAGACUUUACUGGUGUGCUUCGGACUAUCCCGAGUUUCGUUUUACCAGUACUUCGUCUUGAUACCUAUCGCGAGUCGUGCGAUGUACUGUAAAAUAGUAGAACGAGCUUUUUAAUUAGUGUUAUGCAGAAAUAGUAUUCCUCUCAGAAUGUUUGAUUC